Molecule: messenger RNA, 1149 nt
Organism: Acaulospora morrowiae
Lineage: Eukaryota; Fungi; Glomeromycota; Glomeromycetes; Diversisporales; Acaulosporaceae
Source: the annotation of a GenBank genome assembly
AUGGCAGAAAGCUUUUUGAAGAGAGAACUUGCUCCGAAACGUCUAGCUUUUUGGAUAUUUUGGUUUGGUAGUCACAUUGGCCUGUUUAUAUAUGGUUUCUUCAAGCAAAAAGAUGAUGUCGAGCUUAAUAACUUGAAUGUUCUCGGUCUCUCCGUUUGGAGUUCUCGUGGUGCCGGUCUGUGCUUAGCUUACGAUGGUGCUCUUAUCCUGUUACCCAUGUGUCGGAAUAUUAUAAAGUACUUGCGUGGCAUUAGUUUUAUAAAUAAAAUCAUUCCGUUCGAUGAGAACAUCUGGUUUCAUCGUCAAACCGCCUACGCUAUGCUCGUUUUCACCUUGAUACACGUCUUUGCUCAUUACGUGAAUUUCUGGAGGCUGGAACAGUUAAAUAAAUUUCAGGCGUGGCAACUUCAUUACACCACCUGGGCAGGUCUCACUGGUCAUUUCAUGUUGUUGAUGAUGGUGUUGAUGUAUACCUCGGCUCAUCGUAAGAUGCGUGAACAAUCAUUCGAAACCUUUUGGAAUGGUAUGGAUGUUAAGGGUUCGUUUCCCCCAGCGGAAAUGCCAAAGCUGAGGAUUGACGGGAGUUACGGUGCACCAGCCGAGGAUGUGUUUAAUAAUGAAAUUGCCAUAUUGGUUGGAUGCGGAAUUGGGGUUACUCCGUUUGCUUCUAUCUUAAAGAACAUUUGGUACCAACACAAAAAUAAAAAACCAUCGAAGCUAAGACGUGUGGAAUUCUUCUGGAUCUGUCGCGACACUGGUUCGUUUGAAUGGUUCCAAUCGCUGCUAAAGACCUUGGAGGCGACACAAAUGGAAGAGGGCUUCCUAAAAUUCCACAUCUACCUCACCUCCAAACUCCGGGAAUCCACCAUCCAAAACAUCAUCAUCAAUGACGUGAGCGGUUCCUAUGAUCCGUUGACUGAUCUGUCAUCUCGCACUCACUACGGUCGACCCAAUUUCGGCUACGUAUUCUCCCAAAUAGUUCGAGCCAUCGAUUCGGGCAUGUAUCUGCCAGGAAAAGAGAGUGACUUGCAAACAAACGUGGGUGUGUACUAUUGCGGGCCUCCUCAGCUGGCCAAGAGUUUAAAGAAUGAGACAAAGGCUGCCAGCACAGAAGGAAUCAAGUUCCACUUUCACAAAGAGCAUUUCUAA